AUGAACGAACCACCGGCGAAGCGGAGGAGAACCAAUUCGCCUGACGAACAAACAUCAAGUCCUCUAAGGAAACCUCCGCGACGACCCUCCUUUGCGUCGCCUACCAGAGCCAGUCUUGCGCGCAACUAUCCAAACCUCCUCUCCUCUACAUCGCCUCUUAAAGCGUCCCCAAAGCGCAACAGACAAGGAGCUGUGUUGGCUAGAAACGGUCUUCGAGGAAGGAAAGAGAGCGAAACGGAACUACCAGGCGGGCAAGAUGAGCCAGAACUUCCAGGAACACCAUCACAAAACGGACUCGAAAAGUUGAAACUGCCACGCCGAGGCAUUCUCUUCUCAUCACCAAGCAAACGACCCCCACGUGUCAAAGAUCCCGUAAAACAGCCUCCACCCAGUUCGAAAGCGCCAGCAGUACAGUCAGACGACAUCACCGGGCUCAUAGAGGACGGUCCUGUGGAGGACAUCACCCAAGAAGCGGCACAAAAGAGACAACCUCCAGAUCCAGAGAUUGAGAGAAGGAAGCAAGAAAAGGCACGCCUGCAGCGUGAAGUAGAAGAGUUAGAGUCUCAAGUGUCAAGAUGCAUUGAAGAGGUGGCCAAAGAGCAGCGCCGUGGUCACGAGGAUCCUUUACAGCCUCCAGAGCGCGACAGCUUGAAGAAGUUCAUAUCCGAUAUCGCUGGUACUGAUACAGAGCCGGAGAAGCCUGCCCCAGUAUCAAGUCUGCUUUGUUCAUUCCUACCAUUCGCAGCCCUCUCCGUUCCUCCGCCUCGCCCGAAACAAACGAAUAAGCCAGUUCCAUCGCACCGCCCAGUGGAACUCGCGGAUCCCUUGCCUUACCUCGAAAUGUUUACAUCACUCAACUUCUCCACACAACUGAGCCUUCCUCGCGGCAAGGUCUUCCCAGCCUCACGGCGGGUUCACCAGAAGCAUACUAUUGAUAUUACGGGCCCACAGAAGCUACUGACAGCCCAAGUCUCUAUCACAAUCGACGCAUUGGCGAACGAGAUUAUUGACAUGCAUCUUCUACGGAUCUCACCAUGGGCUGAGCGCGAACUGGGCACCUUCAUUCGCACAAGAGCGCAGGAAAGAGAUCUCGGUAAUGCCUCCUGGGCUAUCGACUCGUACUGGGAGAUUGCAAAGAAGCGCGCGCAAUACUGGCACAAGUGCGAAACUACAUUCGCGCAUCUACUCGUAGGUCGGACUGCGGAGGAUACCGAGAACACCCAGCCGGUGAAAACCAUCACACGCAAAGACCUAAGCAGGAACUUAGGUCGCAACACCCUAAUUCUACAAGACAAACACGUCCUAUUAAAGCUUGACUGGCAAAUCAGCUUCGAUUGGACAGGCGAAGCGGAAUCAGAGGUUACUGUCGAGGCCGCCUUUCCCCAGGUUUGGUCAGAGACAGGUGAUGGUGCUGCGGCUUUUAGAAAGAUACCCCAAACCUUUGCUUCUCUUGUUCGCAGUAAGGGUGCUUUUCAGGCUACUAAGGUUAUGGUAGCGUUGUUGUUUUCGAAAUAG
Messenger RNA from Alternaria atra, 1515 nucleotides. RefSeq lists its product as uncharacterized. The transcript is spliced from 2 exons. The coding region runs from base 1 to 1515 and encodes 504 amino acids. Lineage: Eukaryota; Fungi; Ascomycota; Dothideomycetes; Pleosporales; Pleosporaceae. The record is from RefSeq and is a predicted model, not a curated record.